AUGGACUUGCUCGUGGUUGGCACCAGCAAUGGACUAGUAUGUUGCGUCGACGGUUCCAUAGUAUUUGACCACACUAUCAUAAUCAUGAACCCGUCUAUUCGAAGAUAUAUUGCGCUUCCGAAACCCAAUAAUGUCACUUUAACUAGGCUUAAACCGCGUUUCAUGGAGAAAAAUAGUUUGCUAGGGUUUGGGUUUGACCCCAAGAACAAUGAUUUUAAGGUUGUCGAACUUGUUUACAAGGCACAAGCUUAUCCUGAUCCACAAGUUGGUAUCUUCUCUCUUGCUUCCAAUGAAUGGAGAAACAUAUCGCACGAUAAAGCUCUUUCUUCAUUGUUUUCCAUUUUCAUCCAUGGAAUGGGAUUUAGACGCGAGCAAGUUUGUGUCAAAGGUGUACUGCAUUGGCUGGUUCGUGCUUCCUACAACAAUCGAUAUUGUCGGUAUUUUAUGCUAACGUUUGAUUUGCUUGAAGAGAUAUUUGGAAAAUUGAUGUUACCAAGAGAUGAGACAUCAAAACCAUCUUUUUUGUAUGGAAGCAAUGAUUCACUUGUUGUGGUUUAUGCGACAUAUUCAGAGUCAUUUAGAAUAUGGGUGAUGACAGAAUGUGGAGAUGCAGAUUCGUGGAAUCUUAGGUAUUGUUUUGAUGCAAGACAUUAUGGAGGCAUAUCAAGAGUGUUGACUCUCAAGUGUAGUGGAGAAGUAGUUCUACAGAGAAACAAUGGUGAGAUAGUUUUGUUAGACCCUAAGAAACAUUUGGUCAAGUGGGUUGGACAUGAGAGAUUUGUUAGUGACUUUGUUGGACAUCAUGUGGAGAGUUUGAUUAUGAUAAACACAAGAAAAGGCAAAUAA
Messenger RNA from Prosopis cineraria, 846 nucleotides. Its product is annotated as F-box/kelch-repeat protein At3g06240-like. Lineage: Eukaryota; Viridiplantae; Streptophyta; Magnoliopsida; Fabales; Fabaceae. The transcript has a single exon. The record is from RefSeq and is a predicted model, not a curated record. Bases 1 to 846 code for a protein of 281 amino acids.